CUGAACUAAAAAAUCGUUAUUAUCAUCACCAGUAUCACUGCUGUGGCCUAUAUAAUGCCAAUGACUACCGGUACAGACGUAUGUCAACGCCCGUAAGCUGUUAUCGCUACCAAAAUGCUACGCUUGAAUCGAAUUUAUUUACUCGCGGGUGUGUUGAAGCGCUGGAAACGACGUACCAUAAGACCAUGGAGCGAGAAAAUGUUUUCAAUUGGUCCCUACUGAUCACUCAAUGCGCUGUCUUUCUCUACUCGUGCGUUCUGAGCAUUUUGCUUUUCAGACGGCAUCGCGCAACAUAUCGCACAGGCAAUGCAGAGGAUGACUAUGAGGCUCAACAGCCUGGGCCGCACUUCAACCAUGUCAACUCGCGCUCCCAUUUGCUCUCCAAUUAAUGAAAGUGCUAAAAGAAGUACUAUUGCAAAAAUUCAUAUUUAAUUUUUAAUUUCGCAGUAUCUGAAAUUUUAUGUUUAAAAUUAGAAAUAGAAAUUUUAGGUAAGUAGUUGUAAACUACUAAUACUGUUUUAUGUACAUACACAUACAAUGUACAUAAAUACUUAUACAUAUAUUGUAAACUCAUAUCAUAGCUAAAAAGAAAUCAUAUGAAAACAUUUAACAUUCUUAAUUUUUAUACGCUAAUUUUUAAUAAAUUAUUUUUGAUAGAAAAAUAUCAAGAUUUAGAAGUGCUUAAAUCUGCAAGUUUUUAGGGGAUGUGAAGAUAAUAAAUGUCUACCUAAAAUUUCGCUUUUUACUACAACUCUUGGUACUCUCCAGUUCGAUAAUACGCUAAAGUGAGAGCGGAUGAAAA
Molecule: messenger RNA, 802 nt
Organism: Rhagoletis zephyria (snowberry fruit fly)
Lineage: Eukaryota; Metazoa; Arthropoda; Insecta; Diptera; Tephritidae
Source: RefSeq, a predicted model, not a curated record